Messenger RNA from Stegostoma tigrinum, 7347 nucleotides. RefSeq names its product minichromosome maintenance complex component 3 associated protein (gene mcm3ap). Gene Ontology annotation, molecular function: RNA binding. The record is from RefSeq and is a predicted model, not a curated record. Gene Ontology annotation, cellular component: transcription export complex 2; nucleus; cytoplasm. Gene Ontology annotation, biological process: mRNA export from nucleus. NCBI's taxonomy places the organism in Eukaryota, Metazoa, Chordata, Chondrichthyes, Orectolobiformes, Stegostomatidae. The coding region runs from base 199 to 6042 and encodes 1947 amino acids. The transcript has 29 exons.
AGACGAGAAAUAGCUGCACCUGCAUUUUUUUUUGUUCCGGGGAAGGUGACCGGAAGGGAAGGAAGAGGAAACGGACGGUGUUUAUGCUGAGCGGUAAUGGUGGCGGUGUAGUGAGUUUCAUUGCUGGGAUCUGGGGUUUCGUGUUUGAUGUUUGAAGCCAGGCGCACUUAGAAGAGCUGAUUCACUGAGGGUGGUGCCAUGGAUCCCGCGGGCAACUUUCCCCCUCCCCCCUUCUUCCAGAAAGGGGACAGCGGUUUUCAGGGCCAGCAGGAUGCUCCUUUCUCCAAGGCGGGGGAGGUGGGAGGUCCACGGGCUCCAUCCAUCCUUGGUCCCUCCUUUAGCUUUAAACCUCACGGCACCUUUCCGGCUUCUGUAAACUUCGGCGCCCCGAUGGGCCCCGCGUUUGGACCGGCCGAGAGCUGCUUCCGAGGGUUUGGGAAGCCGGACGCCCCAAGGCCGCGGGUUGGAGGGCUAGACAACAAACUGCCGUCCAACAAGCGGCCCUCGUUUCACUUCUCGCAGCCGCUGAGCAGCGGGGAAACGGCCCUCCUCACCGCUCCACAGUCCGUAGGCGGCCCCUCCUUCAGCUUCUCCCAACCGACCAACAGUGGGACUUCUUCUGGCCUCUACAGGAUGCUCCGGCCGACGGCCACUGUCAGUUUGCCCAGCACCUUUAGCUUUUCGCAGCCGGCGGCUAUGACCAGUGCUUCCGGAGGUUUCCGUUUCGUCCAUCCCAGCCCCGGCAGCAGCUCAACCCCAUACACCUUUUCUCAACCGAGCUCGUCCCCCUCGCUCGGUCACUCUGCAUCCAACAAGAAAGUAGCUUGCGAAGAAAAACAAACUCUGAAGCCAAGCUUCGGAGGGACUGAUACAACACCGCAGGGCUGUCGUGAAGGGAGACGCAGUGCAACGGCAGCCACUGCAACCCCAGCAACGUUUGGGCUCACUUCGAAGCACGAGGGGCAGGCGGGACAGCUGACGCCCAGGAAGGGGAUGAAAAGGAAAGACAAGCGAGACAGAUCACCAUACCAGUUUGAAUACAGUCCUGGUAAAGAACCAGCCUCAGUGCCCAAACACAGUCCGUCUCCAAGGAAACGGCUGUCGAAAGUUACGCCAUCACUGGGCGUCUUCAGUCGCACUCUUCAAGAUGUGUUGAAGGGCAGUAGGAGGGAGUCUAAAAGAGUCAGCACAUCUUCAGAAAGUGAAACGAUUGAAAAGUUAAAGCUGCUGUCUGAGACAAGCAUCCCUUUAGAGUGGCCUGCGCGAUUGAGAAAAGAAGAACCAAAGAAGAGAGUUAGAGAUGAUUUUGCCAGCAGGCCUUCCUCUCGGCGACUACGUCGUGUGGACAGCACAGACAGUCUAUCCUGUGUUCCUUUGUCAGAACUCACCACGAUCCACUGCAAAAAUGUCCCAGUGGAUCUGAAUACGAAGGAGAUCAUCAAGAAGCAUUUCUCACAGUUUGGAAAGGUGCAGCGGGUAUAUUGCCAAGCUAGUAAGGGACUGGCAGUUGUUCACUUCUCUGAUCAUGCAUCUGCGUCCAAUGCAAAGAAAAAAGGAAAAUCUCUCCACAAGCAACAGAUUGAAAUAUUUUGGCAACGGAAAAAGAACAGUCCUGGGAAAAAAUCUUCGCUGGAAGAAGCAAAAGUAUCGAAAGGCGAUGAAGAGAAACGCAGCAAAGAUAAGAUUAAUAUAGAACAAUCAUCUCCACGCAAUCCACCUCCAAGAUCUUCUACAGGAACUGCUGUGAACAAAUCACCAGUGAAGAAAACAUCUGCUUUGAAGGCUCUGCAGUCAGAGAAUGAAUCUCAGGAUCUACAAGAGACUGAAGAUCAGGUAUCAAUUCCUGACCGUGUAGUGUCGCUACCUUCCUCCCUCAGCCAUCUAGCUGGCACAGUUGCCAUUACUCCAGAAGACAAAUACAGGGUACUUGACCAGAGGGACAAGUUAAUGAGACAAGCUCGAGUGAAAAGAACUGAGCUGGAGAAGGCAAAAGCUAUUGUGGGGACAUGUUUGGAUAUGUGUCCGGAGAAAGAGCGUUAUAUGAGGGAGACAAGAUACCAACUUAGCUCUUUUGAGACUAUUCCUGGCACUGAUAAGGUUAACCAUGAAGUUGCAAUCAAAGAAUAUAGUAGGUCAUCUGCAGAUCAGGAAGAACCUUUACCCCAUGAGCUUCGGCCUGCUGCUGUCCUAAAAAUGACCAUGGAUUAUCUCGUGAUGAAGAUUAUGGAUUUGGGUGAAGGCAAUUACCGGGAUUGGUAUGAUUUUGUAUGGAACAGAACCCGUGGAGUAAGAAAGGAUAUUACUCAACAGCAUCUCUGUAAUCAGCUAACAGUGAUGCUUAUUGAGAAAUGCACACGGUUCCACAUCCACUGCAGUCAUCAGCUUUGUGAAGAGCCAAUGUCUUCCUAUGAUGCCAAGAUAAAUGAUGAAAACUUGACCAAAUGUUUGCAAAGCCUGAAAGAAAUGUACCAGGACUUGGCAACCAAGGAUACCUACUGUGAGAAUGAGGCGGAGUUCAGAGGCUACCACGUUCUGCUUAAUCUCAAUGAGGGAGAUAUUCUCCGAGAAGUCCAGCAGUUGCGCCCAGUUGUCUGGAACUCCCCGGAGGUGAAAUUGGCAGUCCAGGCUUUUGCUGCUCUUAACAACAAUAACUUUGUGCGGUUUUUCAAGCUGGUUAGAUCAGCCUCCUAUCUGAAUGCUUGCAUUUUACAUCGUUACUUCAAACAGGUACGUCGUGAGGCUUUGAAGACUUUGACUUUUGCAUUCACAGUCAGUUCUCAGCGAUCCACAAUGUUUCCAAUGGAGACUCUUGUUCGAAUGUUGCUUUUUAAAGAUUGUGAAGAGGCAGAAGAAUUCACCAGGGACUACGGUCUAAGUUUAAGUGACGGAUGUGUUGAACUGAACCGAUCAACGUUAUCUGAUCCAGAAUUUCCACUGUUGCCCAAGAAGUCCUUGUUUAUUGCUCAGAAACGCUCUACACUGAUUGGGGAGGUUGUGAAUGGAGGACCUCUACCACCAUUUAUACCACACAUGCCUGUUUUGAGCUUUGAUGGUCAAGGGCGAUAUAUUGGGGAGAGCCGUGAAUCAAGCAUUCUUGGCCAGAAGCCAAUCCUGAGUGAAGAAGCUGGUCAAGAAGCAGCAAAAAAAAUUGAAACUGAACUUCCUCCAUCGUGUAUUGCUGUACCACUGGAGAACCAAACUUUAACUCAAGAAAUGCCUGCUGUUGAACAGUUCUCUCUGCCACCGCCGCUGCCAUUGCUUCAGGUUACUGCUCCAAUGGUUGCGCUGAUGCCCAUUGUCUCUCAGGUGCCUGCUGCACCUCCACCCAAACCUCAACCAGUCUAUUCUGAAAAGAUGAUAGUUGAAGUGGUCAAGGAUGUGUUCAAUGAUAUAGUGAAGGAUGUUCUCCGUGUAGAGUGUAAAGAACUGGCGAAAGCAGGGAUAGCUUUUGCUGCAGAUGCCAUCAGUUUGUCAAACAGAUCGUCAGAGGAGCUGAUUGCAGAAGUUACCAUGGAGAUGCUGAUACAGACUUCAUCUGAGGAGCUUCAAGCAGAGAGACAGAGAAUCGAGGAUGAAAAGCGCAGAAUUGAACAGGCCAGAUUGAAGAAGGAACGGGAAGUGUGGAAGAGCCGGUACAGUCAAGCACUGUGUGAUGAAAUUACAGAGCAAGUUGUGGAUUACUCUGUAAGAAAAUGUGCCAUUCAGGAGCUAAGAUGUGCAGUGGAGGAGGACAGGCGAGCCCAGAUUAACCGCUGCUCAGCAGAGUUCUGUAGCUACCUCAUUAAAGAAACGCUGGAAAGUGAGAUUUUUCAAGUAGUAAAGGAGACUCUGCAGGAAGUACAUUGUUUCUGCAAAUAUUUAAAGAAGUGGAGAGCUACUGCAGAGGCACGGAAGCACCUGAGAGAAGAAAUGUGGACAUUCCCAGCAGCCCCAGGCAUGGCUGGCCCCAACUGCAAACUGAGUCCCCACUUGGUGAACCCGGAUCUGCCCAACGAUAAUAACCUCAGCGUGUCAUGUAUACGGUUGCUGCAGAGGAGGAAGGAGACUGCUCAUCAAAUGAGGGUUCAAAACUUCUACCAGCAGCUCCUCUGUGAAGCUGCCUGGACUCCUUUGGAUUUGUUCACAUUGGUGGCAGAUAACUUCCCAACUCGUCAAGAGAGAAUCUUCUGGAAGGUUGUUCUGCUGUUACCAAGUGAUGAUGAAUAUGCACUUAGUAAUAAUAACAGAACUUUAAUUGAUUGGCUGAAAGCAAAAUUCCAAGGACCCGAAAGGCUUGAUGAUACUGUAGAUGAUGUUGAUUAUGUCAUUCAGACACACCAAUGCAAAGCAGUGAAGAGUGAUGGAGCAAUUGAUGUACUUGUGCAUAUCUGUGUUAAGUUGACUAAAGGCCCUCUAAGCGACACACAUGUAGAUGCAAUGGAACAGCGGAAGGAACUGCUGGGAACAAGUGCUCUGAUCCUCUUGCUACCAACUCGAGAAGAAGGCACUGACCAGGAGGAGGAGGAAGUGUAUUGGCUGUCAGCAAUGCUUCAAAUCAGACAACUUUUACAAGCUAAACCUUUAAAUCCUGCAGUUCCUCUGGUCAUCCUUGUUCCUUGUGAAGAAGCAUCAUUGAAUGAGAAAGAGGUGAUAGAAGGUCUGAAGCUUGAAGUGCUGGUGGCCACUCACCUCGUGUCUGAGUUUUUGAUUAUCCUGAUCCCGGGCAAAAGUAACUACCUUCAGGGAUCAAACAGGGUCUCUGAAGCUGUGAGGUGGCUAGCCUCACGUUGCCCAUCACCACCAGACAUUUGCUGCCAGACUCUGAACCAGUUCAUCGAGGACGGGCUGUGCCGAGAGUUUAAUGACCAAUUUUACAGUGAUAAAUCUAAAAGGCAACUGGCUGCAUUGCCUUCCCAGAGCCCCAGCUUCAUCAUUGAGUUUUACAACGAUGUGCUGCGUUUCCUCGCAGAAGUAGUGUCCUCUGAACAACUGCAUAACCUUUCUUGGCCAGUUGCUGAAUUCUCUGGACCUGUUGCUCAUGAAAUAUUGGCACACAAAGAAUGGAAUUCCAAUAAUCACCUGACCUGGCUUAGGAAGGCAGUUCUGUCUUUUCAACUGCCAGUGCUGGAUUUACCUCCCUUGCAUGCUCCAUGGGCUAAGGUCUGUGAUAUGAUCUUCCAAUACGUAUGUCAGGUCCCAGUAUCACAACAAACACGCCCACUGCUGCUUUCAAGGAUUGAGCACGUCCUCAACAGAGUCUAUAGCAAAUGGAGAGACAGCUAUCCCUUGAUGUUGGAAGCCUCGAUCGAUGAGGGGCCAUUGGUUUCAGAAAUACCUUGGGAUGAAAUUGUUCUCAUUUGCAUUGACCAUCGAUUGAGAGAGUGCAUAGCUUCGACCCGACCUUGUGCUUCAGCUGUAAGUGAAGAUGGUCAGAUCCUGGUCUAUUAUUUUCAAGAGGAUUUGAAAAAAUACAAACGGCCUCCAUUCUGGGAACGGGCACGAUCAAAUACCCAGAUGGAAAUCCAAGUUGCCUGUCAGAGGUUGCCACAGAAGCAAGUAUACCCUUCAGUUAAGCAGAGAUCAGAAAAUAAAUCAUAUACUGUGAAGGCCAAUUCUGAAGAAACCCUUCAGGACUGGAUUUUUUCUGCUUUGGAUGUUACCCGUACUUCUACAGCAGCAGAACUUCUACCAGGGCGACUGCUUUCUGAAAUUCAAAUGGAGAAAGAGGAGAAUAAAAGAUGUGAGGAGCAACUGCAUCGCUGGCUGAAUGGGGGCCCAUUGGAUUCAAUUGCUUUCCCUCUUUACCUCCCACAGACUUUGGUUUCUGCUGAUAAAGUUGUUGUCCCCAUGCACCGAGUGUCUGCUGUAAUCACACCACAGGAGGAUGCUAAUAAUGGACACAUUAAGGAUAUCAGUUUGAAUAAGUCUGAUUGGCUGAACAGUUCAACACUGACCUUAUCAGACAAACUGAAAGAGUUUAAAACGUUGAUCCAGGCCAGUCAAGAGGAAGAACUGGUUUGUCAGCGUCACUUGUCUCUCUUACUAGAUGUAGCUGACACCUGAUGGAGCUGGCAGACAAGCCUGUGUUUGAGGUACACCAUACCACUGCUUGAAGUGAAGCUUCACUAAAGUUUGAGAGCUUUUCUCAUUUCCAUUGUUCUACCCUUUCAAAUGUGCAUUCAGUAUUUGUUGCUGCCAAUAAGAUGAUGUGAUUUAAUCUACAACUUCAUACACCCAGACAAUGUUUUAAUUGGAUUUUAUUCAAAUUACUCCAUACAAUUUCUGGAACAUUACUUUUGCUACUGAAACCUUUUACUUUGAUUGCAGUAAAAUCAACUUUGCACCUGGUAUGUUGUCUUAAAACAAUGUUUAUUAUUGAAAUCUGGUAAAAUGUCACCUUGGUUUGCAGGUUUUUCAUUCUAGUGAAAGGAAUUGUAAGAUAUUGACAAAGAUAACUUGAAAGCCCAAGAAUAAAAUCUGUAGAUACCAUGCAAAAUAAGGCAGCUGUGACCUUCUCAGAUCAUUUAUCCUGUUUCAGAAAAAUAGGAGAUAAAACUCCAGUUCAAACAUUGCACUGACAGAUUUAAAAGGAACUGAAAAGUUUAUCUGUCUGGUGUUUUGUAUUAUGUAACUUCCUGUAUGACACCACAUUAUAAACUUUUAAAAAGCGUAGCAACUUCCCUAAAGAAAUGUAAAAGACAUUGUUAUCAUGAUGUACAAAACUCGCCGAGUUUUAAGCUCCUAUUUCAAAUGUGGAUAAACUGUCACACAUGUUUCCGGAUUUACUUGUUCUCAUUCCUUUCCAGUAAAGGAUUAGGUACAUGUUUGUGUCUGUAUUCUUAAACUGACAUGGGAAUUAUUUUUAUAUAAUGUAUGGUAACGAUUUAAGCAUAAUUAAAAUGUUUGAUCUUUCUUCAGUUUGAAAUGACUGGCUCUUAUCUGAUAUGGCAAAUGAACAGGGGCAAGCGAUCACAUGGUGGUUCCAAGUUGCAAUUUGAUACACUCUCCAGGCUAAUGAUUUGUAUUAAUUUGUAUCUGUUGGCUGGCUCUGUGUAGUCUGAUAUUAAGCGCAAAGACUGAAAGAAGUGUGGAUGCUGUAAAUCAGAAACAAAAACAGAUUGCUGCAGAAGCAUAGCAGGUCUAGCAGCAUCAGUGAAAUGUCAAAUUAGUACUUUCCAAUUCUGUCUCCCUUUUUCAGCUCAGAGAAAGGAUCACUCAACCUGAAAUGUUAAUUCUCGAAUUCUCCACACGUGCUGCCAGACCUGCUGAGCUUUUCUGCCAAUUCCUGUUUUUGUUUCUGAUGUGAAGUAUGAUGUACAACUUGUCUGGAGACAACUGGCAAUAAACCAUUAUUAGAUAAUGAACUGA